Molecule: messenger RNA, 3354 nt
Organism: Pieris rapae (cabbage white)
Lineage: Eukaryota; Metazoa; Arthropoda; Insecta; Lepidoptera; Pieridae
Gene: Zip99C
Product: zinc transporter ZIP13 homolog
Exons: 8
Coding region: 372-1502 (376 amino acids)
Biological process (GO): zinc ion transmembrane transport; intracellular zinc ion homeostasis
Cellular component (GO): membrane
Molecular function (GO): zinc ion transmembrane transporter activity
Source: RefSeq, a predicted model, not a curated record
CAAUCGUACAAUUCGUAUAAUCGUUUAGUGUGGACGUGCAAUCGCGUUCGAGUUUUGAGUCGUACGAGACAGGUGCUAUAGCCUAUAUCUAAUAGCUAUAGAAUUAAGUUCCCUUCCGAUAAAAUGGAAUUAGGAAUGAUUGAACUUUGUUAGGAAAUGCCUUAGUAGUAAUAUUAUCUUGUGCUUGGGAUGUUAUUGGAAUUGGCAAUCUGUGGACUGAUAAUUUGAUAAGGUCGCAAACGUUUUCAGUCUCAGUGAAGAUUAUUUCGUCUCCGCGGCAUUAUAAUAAAUAAUGAAACGUUAGAACGUUCGUUGUCUUGUGAUAAAACCUUUGUUUACCAUUAUUUUUCGCGGAAGUAUAAUAAGUAAGAAUGGAAACCGGAGAAGCUGUUGUGGCGGGAAUUUUUCCAGAAUAUUUUUAUAGUUUUGUUGAAGAAUUAGAUGAACACCCAUGGUUGUUUGCGGCUCUAGCUUCCGUAUUGGUUGGACUCAGUGGAAUUUUGCCUCUACUAAUCAUCCCAAUAAACGAAACAGCGUCGUUUAAAGAUGGAGCUGGUGCGGCGACGCUAAGGAUCCUGUUGAGUUUUGCCGUCGGUGGUUUGCUAGGGGAUGUCUUUCUCCACCUUCUACCAGAAGCAUGGCAACAUGACCUUGCCAGUACCAAAGAUGGGGAACACGUAUCAAUGAAAUGCGGUCUCUGGUGUCUGAUGGGCAUGCUGGUCUUCAUAAUAGUGGAAAAACUUUUCGCUGCUGGCGAAGAAGAAGAGGAAAAGGGCUCCGUACAACACAUAGAGAUAGAAGAGAUAGAGAAGUUACUGCAAGCUGAGAGGAAACAAAAGGGUGCGGUCUGUGGCAAUGGUGUUACAGCCAAACAGCUCUACGAUACAUGCGUUUUUAAUAAUAAUACUAAAGGUGGUGGCUGCUGCAGUAGUGUUAACGGUAACAACGGUGUAGUGAAGUGUAAAGGGAACCGAUGGAUGGGAAGAUGUUUGUUACGUGAGGCGAGGGAGAAAACACUACAGGCAACUAAGGAGAAGAGCGAGAAGAAAGAUGUUGCGGGAUACUUAAAUCUAAUGGCGAACUCCAUAGACAACUUCACACACGGUUUGGCUGUUGGCGGGUCCUUCCUGGUGGGAUUCAGAGUGGGAUUACUCACCACGUUCGCUAUACUCGUUCACGAAAUACCUCAUGAAGUCGGCGACUUUGCUAUUCUUUUGAAGAGUGGAUUCUCACGUUGGGAGGCAGCUAAAGCACAAUUGGCUACAGCAUCGGCUGGUCUGAUCGGCGCCAUGACAGCUGUCAUCUUCAGUGGAGCCAGUAAUGCUAUAGAGGCCCGAACAUCAUGGAUAACUCCCUUUACAGCAGGCGGGUUCCUCCAUAUAGCCCUCAUCACUGUCUUACCCGAUUUGCUAAGGGAGGAAGACCGAUGGGAGUCCCUGAAACACCUGGCAGCGCUACUCGGUGGAAUACUACUUAUGGCCCUUAUGACGCACUACUGCUAGACUACUUCAAGGCAAGAAAGAAUAAAUCUUGGGAAUACCGAGGAAAAUUAUUUAAGAAAAUGUGAUAAAAAUACGUUAUUUUCUGCAUCGAUUAAUCAAUUUUAUUUAAGAAACAACGCGUGGUGGUUAACUUGAAUUCAAAAUAUAUAAUUGUAUAAACGCGUUUUAAUCAGAUAUUUACCACGGACAUUCAUUUAUAAUCAUUCUGUAUCAAUAUUAUUGAAAUUGUGAACCCACCCAUAUCAGUCAUCUAAAUAGUCCUAGUGUAAAAUAAAUGUACAAAAAUAUACAAAAAAAUAUUUUUUGAUACGUCCGCAAGGACACGUAAGUAUUAUUGGAAAAAAUUUAGUUUUAGUUCACAAUGUCGGUAGCUCGAAAGAAUCAAAAAUAAGUCUGGCCAUCGGCCCCAUAUAUUUAUUAUUACAUCACUUGGACCAAGUUGCCAGAAGUGUUAUUUCAUACCAAUGCCAUAGAAAACUUUUAAUACAAAAAAAGCUUUUUAUAGUGAAUUAUAAUUAAUAACCCUUUAAGAUCACACGCAGUGGUAUGGAGAUGCGCAUAAAUAGUGCUUCCCUAUGUAAUUUAACAUGAUUUUAUGUAAAACAUAAAUAAACUAGUCAUCCAUAUAUUUAAUCAUCGAGCUACCGGCAAAGUGAUAUAAAUAAUCACUUUAAAAUGUAUUAUUUUUAAGCUCAAAGUGCGGGUUAAAUCCAUAGAGCACCUAAAUCUAGCCUUGUCUUGUCUUGAAAAGUCUUGAUGAAAAAUAUACGGAAUUUUUAAACUAACUCAAUAAUUGCAAUAUUCUCUUUCGUCUCUUUCCGUCUAAUUAUAUUCACGAUGUUACGAAUAGAGAUGUACUUUAUCUAUAACGUUGACAUUUUUUGCUCUAUGGAAAGUAUGCCAGUAGUUAUAAGUUGUCUAAAUACUCCACUAUAUGAAAAUGGAAUAUUUUAAUCGAUAGUUUUAAAGGUUUUUGCUUUGUGUAAGGAUGUACAAUAAUCUUAGUUGAAGCCUUUACCCGUUAGAGAUGUUUCACGUACACGUUGUCAUAUCUGACAUAUGUCAAAAACGUAUUGGAUUUGACAUUCGGCUGUCAUACGUACCGCUUAACUUAAAAGUCACAGAACAUGAUAUAACUCACGUAUGUUACAAUUCAAUAAUUUGACGUACGUAAGUAAUGUUGUUGUCGACUCUGAAUCUUGUUCUUAGUGCGAAUAAACUGUCACUAGCAUGAGACAUUUUCACGGUUCGCACUAAAUUUAACAAUACGGAACUUUUUAACGGGUUUUUUUGAACACCUUACAGUAAGCAUUAAACAAUAUGUAAAUAGCCAAUUCAUUGCAUUUAGUCUUAGUGCAAACUCCACUAUAUAAAAAACAUCCCUUUGUGAUUAAAGUGUUAAAAUCACGGAUGUAAGUCAUAGUUCAGGUUACUCAUUUUACGCAAUUAAAAAUUGCCAACUUUCUAUGACGUAAUUUUUUCUGCAAUUUUUUUUUUACCAAAAAAGAUAUAUCCGACGGUGUAAAUAGAAUCGGUUUUAAAAAAUCUUUACGUAACUAUUAUUUUAACUAUGUAUUUUUUAUGUGUCGUAGGCGACUAGCUUAAUUUGCCGUUUAAUUAACAGCCUAGCCUUUCAACUUAACGGCGCCGUCGCCGGCGGCCGCUAGUUAAACGGCUAGGCUGUUAAUUGAACGACUAAUUAAGCUGCCUGCGACAUAUGGAUUACAUUUAUACAUAAUUCUUUUAUCUUAAUAAUAUAAAUGAGUAAGCCAUUUUAAGUGAUAAAGACAAAAAUUGUGAUACCUAAUGGCCAUGUAUAAAUCCGUUAUUAAUAAAAUGUUUAUUGAAGAAA